Messenger RNA from Diversispora eburnea, 750 nucleotides. The record is from the annotation of a GenBank genome assembly. Lineage: Eukaryota; Fungi; Glomeromycota; Glomeromycetes; Diversisporales; Diversisporaceae.
AUGAAUACAACUACUAAAACUAACAACGCGGGCCACUCUAACAUAACUCUCCGAAGGGAUAGGAGCAGCAGAAAAAUUAAUACAACAAGCGAAGCUGAAAGAAAUGGUGAAAGUUCAUCAUUAGGAAAAAGAAAGGCUGUCGAAGACGAAGAUACCAAAGGAAAAAAGAAGGCUACCAAAAAAAGAAAAGGAGUGGAGAGAAGAGCAGCAAGAUACAUAAAAGAUUGUAGUGAUGACACAAAAAAACAAAUCGAAAGAGCUGUGAAGGAACCUAUGUACUUGAUUGACUGUAAAGAAGUCAAUCCAACGCAAAGAAAAUAUGUAGUCUUAGGCCCGACUGGAGAGGUUUAUACUACUGAUAUAGCAAAAAUUGUAUCGUGCUCCUGCCCUGAUUUCCAUAAUGGUAUUCACUGUAAACAUAUUCUCUUUAUUCUUUUAAGAAUUUUGAAGGUUCAUCCAGAAAGCGAUCUCGUCUAUCAAAAAGCACUAAAAGAAAAGGAAUUGAAAUUAAUUUUCAAUAAUUCCCCUCAAAUUACUUAUCCAAGCAAAGGGAUUGUUGAUCAACUUAAAGCAAUCGCCUCAAGAGACCAAAAAAAGCGUAAACCGAUAGAUGAUGAUUGUUCAUGCUGUCAUGAACCUUUGGGCAACCAAAAAGUUUUAAUUUGGUGUGAUGCUUGCGGAAACAACAUACACCUAGAUUGUUUCACUACUUGGGAAAGAUCAUUACGCGUAGAACAAAAAGUAAAAUAA